Cricetulus griseus (Chinese hamster) is the source of this 1743-nucleotide messenger RNA. The record is from RefSeq and is a predicted model, not a curated record. Lineage: Eukaryota; Metazoa; Chordata; Mammalia; Rodentia; Cricetidae.
UCUAUCCCUGUUACAAUGCUGUCUGCUGCCAAGCAUACACCUAUACCCUCGGGUAUGCCCUAUGGUAAGGGGACUAAGGAAGAGAAUAUUAGAGACUGCUUUACUGGUGAUUCUGUAGGCUAUGCAGGCACCAUCAAGAAAUGGACAGCUAUAGCACUGCCAUCCCUUUCAGGGACAACCCUGAACAAUACCAGAAGAGAAUCUCCACAGUGGGUAGAACUUCAAGCACUCUACAUCGCCAUACAUUUUGUUUUUCAGGAGAAAUGGCCAUGUGUGUGAUUGUUCAAUGACUCAUGGGCUGCAGCCAAUGGAUUUGCUGGAUGAUCAGGGACUUGGAAAGAGCAUGAUUGGAAAAUUGGUGAGAAAGACUGGGGAAGAAGUAAGUGGAUAGACCUCUCCAAAUGGAUGAUGGAUGUGAAGAUACUUGUGUCUGUAAAUGCUCAUCAAAAGGUGACUUCAGCUGAAGAGGAGUUUAACAAUCAAGUAGAUAUGAUGACCCAUUCUGUGGACAGUCAGACUCUUCCUAACCAUUAUGUCUCUGCCCCAUGGGCCCAUGAACAAAGUAGCCAUGGUGGCAGAGUUGGGGAUUAUACUUGGGCCUGACAACAUGGACUGCUACUCACCAAGGCUGAUCUGGCUACAGCUGCUGCUGAGUGCCAGAUCUGCCAACAGCAGAGACCAACACUGAACCCCAGACAUGGCAUCACUCCCCAGGGUGACCAGCUAGCAACCUAGUGGCAGGUUGGACCACUUCUUCCAUGGAAAGGACAGCACUUUUCUACUGAAGUAGAUACUUAUUUGGGUUAUAGAUUUACCUUUUUUUCUGCCCAAACCACCAUCCAUGGACUCACAGAAUGCCUUAGCCACCUUCAUGGUGUUGCUUCUGACCAAGGAACUCAUGUCACAGCCAGGUAAGUGUGACAGCGGGCCCAUGACCAUGGAAUCCACUGGUUUUAACAUGUUCCCCAUCAUCCUGAAGCAGCUAGCCUGAUAGAAAGAUGGAAUGGCUGUUUGAAGACACAAUUACAGCGCCAAUUAGGUGGCAGCAGCCUAGAACUCUGGGGCAGGGAUACUUAAAAGGCAGUAUAUCCUUUGGAUCAGCAUCCACUAUAUGAUACAGUUUCUCCCAUAACCAGGAUCCAUGAGUCCUGGAAUCCAGGGGAGGAAAUAGAAAUAUCUCCACCCCGUGACCCAGUAGGAAAAAUUUUGCUUCCUGUUCCCAUGACCUUAAGUUCUUCUGGCCUAGAAGUUUUGUUUCAGAAGGUAAUCACUCCUGCUAGUACACACAACAAACCUAUUGGAGUAAAAGCUCAGACCUCCCACGACCAUGUUGGGCUUCAGAUAUCCUUAAGCCAACAGGUUAAGAAACGAAUAACAGUUUUAGGACCGGUGAUUGAUCCAGAUUAUCAUGGGGAAACUGGAUUGCUCAAGAAAGAUCAUGACUGGAGUGCAGGAAAUCCUUUAGGGCAUCUCUUGAAUCUACCAUGUCCUGUGAUUAAAGUCAAUGGGAAACUAUAACAGCCUAAUCCAGGUGUGAUGACAAAGGGCACAGACCCAUCAGGAAUGAAGGUAUGGGUCACUCCUCCAGGAAAAGAGCCAAGACUUGCUGAGGUGCUUGCUGAGGGUGGAGGGAAUACAGAAUGGGUAGCAGAGGAGGGCAGAUGUAAAUACCAGCUAAGGCCACGUGACCACUUACAGACACGGAUUAUAACUGACGUGAGUAUUUCUGUAAUGUUUUGUUAA